Messenger RNA from Penicillium taxi, 360 nucleotides. RefSeq lists its product as uncharacterized. NCBI's taxonomy places the organism in Eukaryota, Fungi, Ascomycota, Eurotiomycetes, Eurotiales, Aspergillaceae. Gene Ontology annotation, molecular function: ATP phosphoribosyltransferase activity; magnesium ion binding. Gene Ontology annotation, cellular component: cytoplasm. The record is from RefSeq and is a predicted model, not a curated record. Gene Ontology annotation, biological process: L-histidine biosynthetic process. The coding region runs from base 1 to 360 and encodes 119 amino acids. The transcript has a single exon.
AUGAAGGCAGCCGGCCUCAAAGCAAUCGACACAGUUGUCUCAAGUACCGCAGUCCUAGUCAAAUCCCGCGACUCCAAUAACAAGCUUGUGGAACUGAUCACCUCCCGCAUCCGUGGUGUGAUCACCGCUAAGAAAUUUGUGUUGUGCCAGUACAACAUCCCCCGGUCUGAGUUGGCCACCGCGUCUAAAAUCACACCUGGAAAGCGCGCACCCACUAUCACUGCCCUCGAGGAAGAGGGCUGGGUUGCUGUUAGCUCUAUGGUUGAGAAGAAGCAGAUUGCGACUGUUAUGGAUGAGCUGAUCCAGGUUGGAGCUACUGAUAUUUUGGUUAUGAACAUUGCCAACUCGCGAACGGAUUAG